Molecule: messenger RNA, 699 nt
Organism: Linum trigynum
Lineage: Eukaryota; Viridiplantae; Streptophyta; Magnoliopsida; Malpighiales; Linaceae
Source: the annotation of a GenBank genome assembly
AUGUGGGAGCAUAUCAUUCGGACAAGCAACUCAUGGGACCUUCCGUGGAUCCUAACAGGCGACUUCAACGCAUUUGGAAACCCAGAAGAGAAAAGGGGAACCUGCACCCCUAGAGACUUAAGACAUUGCAGGAGGUUCAUGUGCUGGGUGAAUGAAGCCGGCCUUACUGAUAUGGGAUUCUCGGGACCGCGCUAUACCUGGUUUAGGGGUGAUUCGGCUUCGACGCAUAAAGCUAGCCGAAUUGAUAGGUCUUUGUGCAAUAAUUUAUGGAAUAUAUCCUUUCCAAACACGUUGACUCAGCACCUUCCAAAAUUCCAGUCGGAUCAUCUCCCAGUUCUUUCUAAAUAUGUGAUGAUGACGCCUUCCAAUUCAGUCUCGAGGCCGUUUCUUAUCGAGGCGGCCUGGCUAUUGCACCCGCAACUCAAUGACUUCUUGCAAGCGAGCUGGAACACGGAAGCAGCUCUACCUACUUCUCUGGUCGAGUUGGGGGAUAAGCUGCAGCAAUGGAAGACGGACAUUUUUGGUUCUACUAGUCGCAAGAAGAGGAUGCUCAUGGCCAGGUUGCAAGGGGUCACGAAUAGGCUGGCAAAUUCCUACACUCCAGGGCUUAUGAAACUUCAAAUCAAGCUGGAAAGAGAGCUGGAUCAGGUUAUAGCACAAGAAGAGUUAUUCUGGUUCCAGAAAGCAAGUGAAAAAUAG